Molecule: messenger RNA, 2550 nt
Organism: Aspergillus clavatus NRRL 1
Lineage: Eukaryota; Fungi; Ascomycota; Eurotiomycetes; Eurotiales; Aspergillaceae
Product: carbohydrate binding domain protein
Exons: 2
Coding region: 1-2550 (849 amino acids)
Source: RefSeq, a predicted model, not a curated record
AUGCGUCCUCGUCCUUGGGCUGUGGCCCUUUUGGCCACUGGAGCUCUGGGUCAAGUUACUUGCACUCCAAACCCAGGCGCGAAUCUCUUCUCCAACCCAUCAUUUGAGCAAGGUCUGACAAACUGGGCUAUCGUCGGGCCUACCCCUGUGGUCACAGCGGGCGAUAGCUCCGACGGUGAGGAGCAUCUGACGUCGCCCAGAAAUAGUGCAUUGACUUGGGUUACCCAGACGGUCUCCAACCUCCAACCAGGAGUUCCUUACACUUUUUCUGUCGACUGGAGGUCGACGACUCUACCAGGCCAGGCCAACCUUCUUAGAACCUGUUAUGUGACACUCCACCACGACGCUUGGCAAGCGGAAAAUUUCAUUAUCAACUACUCAGGCUCUGUUAAUAGGGGGGACUCCCCUUGGACGACGGUGACAGCCACUUUCAUCCCCACUGUCUCCGCGCACCUCUUGGGAGCCAGAGUCCAAUGCAACACCAUAGGCGGAGGUAAUAGUUACAUAUUCGUCCAAGUCGAUAAUAUGAAGUUCUUCAAGACCGGUACUCCUACCUGCACGACUCUCACACCCUCGCCUACCGUGACCCCGACUGUUUCUGUGCCAGAGCCCGUCGACCCAACUUCCAGCUCGCCAGUCGUUCCAUCUAGCCCGGUGUCUGUCACUCCUUCUUCGACUCCUUCCAGCUCGCCAGUCGUUCCAUCUAGCCCGGUGUCUAUCCCUCCUUCAUCGACUCCUUUGUUCACCCCAUCGGUCACCCCAUCGAUUACCCCGUCGAUUACCCCGUCCAGCGGUCUUUCAUUUUCAACCAUUCCUAUUUCAGUACCCACUUCUCCCUCCUCGUCGUUCAUUCCGUCUUCCUCGGCGGUAGUCACAUCGUCGCCUGUCAUCUCGCCAUCGUCCGCUGCUCCUUCCGCAACCCCCACGCCUGGCUCGGAUGAUGGUUGGGGCGAUUGGGACGAUGAGUGUGAUGAUGGGCCAUCCUCGACUCCUCCCGCUCCCACUUCGACCAUCACCCCGACAGUUUCAGUGCCUUCCAACGGACCCUCCUCGGAGCCUAUCCCUCCCACCUCGGUUGUCACCCCGACAGUCUCGGUGCCUUCCGCCGGACCCUCCUCGGGUCCUCCCACUUCGGUCAUCACCCCGACAGUCUCAGUGCCGUCCCCAGGACCCUCCUCGGAGCCUAUUCCUCCCACUUCGGUCAUCACCCCGACAGUCUCAGUGCCUUCCACCGGGCCCUCCUCGGGUCCUCCCACUUCGGUUGUCGCCCCGACAGUCUCGGUGCCUUCCGCCGGAAUCUCCUCGGGGCCUAUUCCUCCCACUUCGGCUGUCGCCCCAACAGUCUCAGUGCCUUCCGCCGGAAUCUCCUCGGAGCCUACUCCUCCCACUUCGGUUAUCGCCCCAACAGUCUCAGUGCCUUCCGCCGGACCCUCCUCGGGGCCUAGUCCUCCUGCUUCAACCAAGGACGGUGUGAUUUCAACUCCCAGCUCUGCGCCUGGACCCACCAAGAAUGCAACUCCGACUGUGACCGCUGGUCCGAUAAAAACCGAUACCCCAAACCAGGAAUCCCCGAGCACGACCCAGUUCACCACUUCGACGGUGUUUACCACCCAGGUCGUGACGGUGACCGCUUGCCCAUCCAGCGUUGCCAACUGUCCCGCCUCUGCUCAGACCACCUAUACUACCACUAAGACCAUUGCGCUUUCCACCACAAUCUGCCCUGUCACCGCGACUCCCACUGGUGCAGCUGCUUCCCAGCCUCAAGGCCCUGUAAUCACGGCAACAGCAACGAUCCCAGGAAGUGGUGAAAGCAAGCCGCAAUCCACUACGUCAACCGUCUGGAGCACGCGCACUGUGACCAUCACUGCCUGUCCCUCCACCGUGACCAACUGCCCGGCAUCGUCUCGAACAACUUCCGUCACAACGGAGACAAUCCUCGUGUCCACGACCGUCUGCCCGGUGACUGGGCAGCCACAAGCCACGUUCCCGGCUGGUCAGCAUCCGUCCGGAUCAAACCCUGCCGUGACCACCGAGACCCUUCUGACCACCCGCACGUCCGCUGUGAUCGCUUGCCCGUCUGCUUCUACUCACUGCCAGGGCUCUGAGAAGACCACGAGCAUGGUAACCGAGACCCUUGCCGCCGGUACUACCGUGUACACUCUCACGGCCGCUACAACCGCCGUUACUGGAGUAAACGCAGUGAACCCUAAGAUUAGCUCCACUUCUAGCACUAUCACUACAUCUGGCCCCGCCGUGACCGCCGUGGGCGGAGCGAGCUCCGAAGUUAGCUCCACUCCUAAUGGCCACAGUGCCUGGACCAACCAGACCACUAGCAGCGGGGUUCGUCUCAGCUCGGGCAUCUGGUCGACUACCCUUCAGACAUCGGUUCCUACCAAGUCCGCAGCUAGCGAGCCUUCGACUCAGUAUGGCUCCCCUUCAACCGAUGCUGUAGCACCGCUGUUCACUGGAAGCGGCAUGUCCCAGGGAGUUAGCCGCGGAACGUUCCUUUCUGCUCUCGCCAUGUCGGCAUUGGCUAUGGCCUUGAUCUAG